This is a messenger RNA of Belonocnema kinseyi, 1386 nucleotides long. Its product is annotated as ATP synthase subunit gamma, mitochondrial-like. The transcript is spliced from 3 exons. Gene Ontology annotation, molecular function: proton-transporting ATP synthase activity, rotational mechanism. Gene Ontology annotation, biological process: proton motive force-driven ATP synthesis. Bases 123 to 1013 code for a protein of 296 amino acids. Lineage: Eukaryota; Metazoa; Arthropoda; Insecta; Hymenoptera; Cynipidae. The record is from RefSeq and is a predicted model, not a curated record.
UAUUUUUUCAGUGAAAAAAAUUGACUGUGAAACCAAAUUGGAUAUCUAUUAUUCACCUCCUCAUUUUUUUCUUAAACAAAUGCACAUUGUUUAAUUUUGACGGGACAGAUAAGAAACCAACCAUGCUGCGCACUAGUAAAAAUGUAAUUCAGCUGGUUGCUGCGCCCCAGCAGCAACAGCAGCGGGGCAUGGCUACUCUAAAACACAUUUCCAUGCGAUUAAAGUCCGUGAAGAACAUUCAGAAGAUCACUCAGUCCAUGAAGAUGGUGUCAGCAGCUAAAUACAACCGGGCUGAGCGUGAUCUGAAGCAGUGUCGUCCUCUUGGCAAUGGCACCAAGGCCUUCUACGAGCAGGCUGAAAUCGCUCCGCCAGAAGGCGAUCCCAAAAAGCUCCUAGUCGCCAUCACCAGCGAUCGAGGACUCUGUGGUGCCGUGCACACCGGCGUUGCUCGUAACAUUCGUGAUACUCUCCUCGCCGAUCCUACCGAGCGUGAGAACACAAUGAUUGUCUGCAUCGGAGACAAGUCAAAAGCUGUCCUCCAGCGUUUAUUCGCCAAAAACAUCCUUUUCGUGGGAAAUGAGGUUGGAAGGAGACCUCCCACUUUCAACGAUGCUGCGAGAGUAGCCAACGAAAUCAUGAACAGCGGAUACCAUUUCGGAGGCGGUGCCAUCGUUUACAAUCGAUUUAGGACAGUCGUCUCAUACCAGGUGGACCGUCUGCCUCUCUACGACAAAAACGCCGUGACAAGCGCACCAAAACUCUCAGUUUACGAUUCCCUCGACGAGGAUGUAAUCCAAAAUUACCUGGAAUUCUCGUUGGCAUCGCUGCUUUUCUACGCGAUGAAGGAGGGCGCCUGCAGCGAACAAUCGAGUCGAAUGAGCGCCAUGGACAAUGCCAGCAAGAACGCGGGAGAGAUGAUUGACAAGCUUACCCUAACGUACAACCGAACUCGUCAAUCAGUCAUCACCAGAGAACUCAUUGAAAUUAUCUCUGGUGCAGCCGCCCUGGAAUAAGAAGGUUCUACACGUCGAUUAGUGUACUCUAGAGUACAUAAACAUCCAUCCUGGGACAAGAAGAAGGUAUCAGUAGAGGCAUAUUGUCGCGACUGGUGCCAAUUGAUUGACGAAUCAAUUCUUAUUCCAGAAUAAGCUGUCUCGGACAUUGUUGUAAAAAAGAUCAAGCCACCAUCAGCCUUGAUUCUUGUGUAUCAGUUCAAGGCCUGUCGAUCAAUAAAUUUGUUGAAAGAAUGCUUGGUUAAAAAUGAUGAUAUUCUUUUGGUCGAUUUACUAUAACCGUGCUUGUAUCAUUUGCUGUAUAUAUCACGAAUUAUUCCUCAGGUAUCAAGGUCAAUAAAAGCACGUCGCUUCAUUCUCAAUGCUUUAAAAA